GGACCUCGGGAACAUGGGGUCAGUCCCUGGAACCUUCCUCCCUGCGAUCCUUCUUCUGUCCGUGCAGAGCUGGGGUCCAGCCGCAGCAGGAAACACACAUAACUGUGACGAGCCACUAGUAUCUGCCCUGCCCCCAUCAUCCUUCAGCAGCUCCUCAGAACUGUCCAGCAGCCACAGUCCUGGGUUUGCAAGACUUAACCGAAGAGAUGGGGCUGGGGGCUGGAUGCCGCUCCUGUCGGACAAGAACCAGUGGCUGCAGAUCGACCUUGGAGAGAGGGUGGAGGUCACCGCGGUGGCCACCCAGGGCGGGUACGGGAGCUCCGACUGGGUGACCAGCUACCUCCUGAUGUUCAGUGACAGCGGCAGGAACUGGAAGCAGUACCGGCGGGAGGACAGCAUCUCGACGGCGGCUGAUUCGCCCUUUCAGACCUUCAGUAGCUGCAUGUGCUUCCUGCUGACUGCACAGGGCUUCCCCGGAAACGCCAACGCGGACGGCGUGGUGCGCCACAGGCUGCGGCCACCCGUGGAGGCCAGACACCUGCGCUUUCUGCCUUCUGCCUGGAGCCCCAAUGGCCGCAUCGGGAUGCGCGUUGAGGCCUACGGAUGCCCAUACAGCUGCUGCGAGCAGCAUCUGCCCGAGUGCCAACGCAAUCGAUACAUCAGCAUUGUCCUUGCCCAGGGGGCCCCUCAGUGCAGCCUGGUUGAGUCCUAA
Molecule: messenger RNA, 712 nt
Organism: Ceratotherium simum simum (southern white rhinoceros)
Lineage: Eukaryota; Metazoa; Chordata; Mammalia; Perissodactyla; Rhinocerotidae
Source: RefSeq, a predicted model, not a curated record